Notolabrus celidotus (New Zealand spotty) is the source of this 1652-nucleotide messenger RNA. RefSeq names its product HIV-1 Tat interactive protein 2 (gene htatip2). Gene Ontology annotation, biological process: import into nucleus. The record is from RefSeq and is a predicted model, not a curated record. NCBI's taxonomy places the organism in Eukaryota, Metazoa, Chordata, Actinopteri, Labriformes, Labridae. The coding region runs from base 10 to 1005 and encodes 331 amino acids. The transcript is spliced from 8 exons. Gene Ontology annotation, cellular component: cytoplasm.
AAAGUGCGCAUGCGCUACUCGUUGCAUGUGGUGGGUGGCGAAGGAGAGACUCGCUUGGUGUCUUCCUUGUGCUCCCACCAGGGAAGCAGGAAGACAGCACCGUCCUUAGAGAUAAGGGAACCAGGAAGUGAUCCAACAUCAACACAGCCGCCGUUACUCCUGACGAUCCGUGUAAUGAAACAGCUCUGCACCAUCCUGGGAAAGGCGACAGCGUACCUCCCUGUCUUUAUUGUCAUCAUCGCUGUGGUUUUGGAGUACUUCGAGGAUCCUGAGCCGGUUAGAUACAUCAGCAUGGCUGAGGACAUGAAGACUCUGGAGGAAAACUUCAAGCAGCAGAGUAAAAGCUGCUUCAUCCUCGGUGCCUCUGGAGAAACAGGGAAGGUGCUGCUUCAAGAGCUCCUGGAGCGCAACGUCUUCUCCAAGAUCACUCUCAUUGGAAGGAGACAGCUCACCUUUGAGGGCAAAGCGCAUGACAACCUGGUGCAAGAGGUGGUGGACUUUGAGAAGCUUGAGGAUUAUGCUGCUGCCUUCCAGGGCCAUGAUGUUGGCUACUGCUGCAUGGGAACAACCAAGGCAAAAGCAGGGACUGAUGGCUUUAUCCGUGUUGAUCAUGACUAUGUUCUAAAAUCAGCUGAGCUAGCAAAGGCAGGAGGCUGCUCACAGUUUCACCUGCAGUCCUCCAGAGGGGCCGAUAAAAACAGCAGCUUCCUCUACCUCAAAGUCAAGGGACAAGUGGAAGCAGAAAUUGAGGCACUGGGUUUUGACAGAUAUGCCGUUUAUCGACCAGGGGUGUUGUUGGUCGACAGGCAGGAGAGUCGUCCUGCGGAGUGGCUGGCCAGGAAAUUCUUCAAUGGCCUCACCUCUGUGUGCUCUACGUCCAUGGCCAUCCCCAUUGAAGCUGUGGCAAAAGCGAUGGUGUCAAACACGCUGCUCACACCCGAGCAGAAGGCGGAGAUCCUGGAGCACAAAGCCAUCGCCGCUUUAGGAAAGAGUGCAGGGAAAUAAGAGUCAGCAGGAAAUACAUUCAGGUCAUUUCAGCAGAAACAGGGACCACUAUGAACUGCAAAUACAAAUCACCACCAAUACUCUUUUCAUUUUAUCAUCAAUAUAACCAACGCUUUUGUAACAGUCAGAAAAUCAAAGGGUGUUUAUUGUUCUGGGUCUGCAGAGCUGUUCUUGGUGGAAAUCUGUGAGGCUGCCAUAAUAAUUCUCUGUGUGUGUAAGAGUCGUUUCUUUGGUUUGAAUGAAGUAACAUCUUAUUCAGGGAACUGCUGCCAGGCUUUUUUCAUGUUCACCAUGUGUGCUUUCAAAUAUUGAGAGCGCACUGAGCUGCCUUAAAUUAAAUGCUUACAAAUACCAUUAGGUUCAGGUUUUCAAUGUUUGUAAUUAUUUUCAUGGAGAAGAAGUAAUAUAUUUAUUAAUAUCAACAUUAUCUUGUAUUUGUAUGAGCUCUACCAAAUCUGCAAUAUGAGGUUUAUUGCAUGAAAAGCUAUACUGUGCUAUGAUACUGCAUGUUACGGAUAAUAUACACAUGUUCAUUUUUAAUUUCACUUCAUCUGUAACAAGACGGCACGAUGCCAAACACUGACGAUACAUCUGUCAUCUUUACACUUUUAUUAAAGGAACAGUUUAUUAAACUUUUUUAAACAUGC